CACUUCCUUUGUCUCAAACACUAGACAAUCCAGGCUCGAGCCCAGCCUCAGCAUCGUCAAUUGCAUUCAAUUGCCCAUACAUCGUCACCCGCCGAAUGCGGUCGAUGAGUCCGACGAAAAUGAGACGCAGUGUCGUUAUCCGGGGGGGAGGGACCACGUGAACAGUCAGGUGAAGGAUUUCCGGAAACAAAUUACUAAGGAAUCCCUCCUCCAUUUUUACCCUUUGGCGAAUUCGCGAACCUGGGAAGCGGUGAAUGCACGGCAGCGGUACCCGACCAGCCUCGACCUCAACCUCAUCCCACUCAUUUGGCUUCGAGCACACCGCGGUUCACGGCUUCCCUUGAUGGUGUGGCAACCACGGUUUCGCACGUCUCGAUAGGCACCCGCUGCCAAACUUCCUUCACCAUGGAUGGCUCUGAAAACUUUGAGGCCGACUCUCUUCCUCGAGGAGGGUUGUCCUUUUACAGCUAUGUCGCCCUUCAGGAUGUCCUCGGUGGCCCCCAUCUUCCACCUCCCUCAUCUCACGCCGCAUCCGAAAACGCGACCCUGACCACACUGGCUCGUUCCAAUGCCUCCAAAAUCAUGGACAUCACCAACAUCGUGCGCGCCUCCAUCGCAGCCUCGCUGCUGUGCCUCCUCCUUGUAACACCGCUUCUCCGCAAGAGGCCCGCCUGGUGCCGUGGCUUUGCACAGGAGUCUCUGUAUUCCGAGGUCGGACAGCCUUCACUGAAGAAACCCUGGACGUUCUGGACCGUCUACCUUUUUGCAGUGGCAUUGGCUGGCCUGAUCGAGGCCAUCUUGUCCGUCGUCGCGCCGCCUCGUGGCCAUUUCUACCUCCUAGAUCUCGUGCCGUGGAUUGCCGCUAUUCUCAUCACCGCCGUCGACCGUCCUACGAAGACGCCCAAGACGCUGCUGUUUCUCUACGUCGUAAUCCUGGCAUGUGGCGUUGUCUCGACGGCAUUCAGCUACCGGCUCCAUAGGCUAGUCCCUACUCUCAUCCUCGCGGAUCCCGUUGUCGGCUUGGCAGGCAUCAUCGGCAUCGUCGCAAUGCCGAUGCGAGACCCUUCCCUCACCGACUCUGACAUUGCCCGCGAGGAGCCCACCGACGAGCUCCGCAGCCCCGAGGACAACCUCUCGCUCUGGAGAUUCAUGACGGUGUCAUGGAUGGCGCCAAUGAUCGCCAGGGGCUACGAAAAACAGCUGCACAACGAAGACGUGUGGCAGCUGCCCUUCGACUUUCAGCACGAGCGGCUCCAUUCUCUCUUUCGUGACCUCCGUGGCUCCAUGACCACCAAGCUGUUCUCGGCCAACGGACUGGACCUCAUCAUCCAGUCGCUGCUCGGUUUGAUCGAGUGCGCCGCUGCCCUUUCUGUCCCCAUGCUGUUGCAGCAGCUGUUGCGGGCUAUCCAGAGCGGCCCGAAUAACAUCGAGGUGUCUGUCCUCUAUGCCAUUGCUAUCCUGGCUGUUCGUCUGCUCGCCUGCCAGGCGGCCGUCUUCCAACUCUGGUUCUCCAGACGCUGCUACGAGAGGUCCCGAGGCGAGAUGAUCACGACCAUCUACGCCAAAACUCUGUCGCGGAAACACUUUGGCCAGCCUGCUGGCGAGAAGGUGAGCGACACCGACGACGAAGACGAAGACGACGACGACGACGACGAGGAUGACGAAAGGGCUGAUGCCAAUGCCGCUGGCACCACGGAUAAUGACGAGCGAAUUGGCCGCCUUAGCAGAUUCCUGGGCUGGCUUCGCCGCGACAACUCUACUCGUCCCAAGUACCGGCGGCUGCGGAAGCAAAAGGCCCAAAGACAGCCUGCUACCACAGGAAAGAUCCUUAACCUUAUGAGGAAUGAUGUCUACGAAGUUGCCCAGCGGUUCUGGGAAUUUCCCUCUCUUGUUACGAAACCACUUCAGUUCAUCUUCUCAUUCAUCCUCGUGUGGCAACUCCUCGGCUAUUCCUGCAUGUUCGGAAUGGCCUGCGUUAUGCUUGCCCAAAUGCUGAACACCAUCUUCAUCACCCAGCUUCUCAAGAAUGAACGCGUACGCAGGGCUGCAACUGAUGCAAGGUUGCAGUCCACCUCCCAGUUUGUUGAAGGUAUUCGGCACCUUCGGUGGUACGACUGGCAAUCAAAGUGGCUCGAUAGUAUCAUGGUCACUCGACGACACGAGCUGAGCACCAGAGUUGUGACGGGUCUGUGGAGCAUCGCCAUCUCUACCCUCAACAUCACUUCUGGUACCCUGUUUCCGGUCGCCACCUUCUUCGCCUACACCUUUAUCGCCGGCAGGACUCUCACGGUCGAUGUGGCGUUCCCUGCUCUAUCUCUCUUCACCUUGCUAGAGACCAGCUUCAAAGAGCUACCCAGCCUGAUCACCGUCCUUCUGAACGCAUCCAUCGCCAUGGGCCGCAUUGAGGAAUUCAUGAGCGAACCAGACAAAGAAGGCGUCUACUCAGACCAUCUCACAAAUGAUAUCAAGUUUACCAAGGCGACGUUCGCGUGGCCCGGAUACGAGCAGCCGGUAUUGAGUAACCUCGACGUCGGCUUCCCCCAAGGCCUCACUGUCGUGUUCGGCAAGGUUGGCUCCGGUAAAACGGCGUUGCUGCAGGCGAUCCUUGGAGAACUCGAUCGGCAAAUGGGCGAUGUCAUCAUCCCGACCGAGCCCAUCGGAUACUGUGCGCAAAGCCCCUGGCUGCAACACAUGAGCAUCCGCGACAACAUUCUCUUCUCAGCGCCCUUCGACCCCACUAGAUACACCCAGACGUUGGAUGCUUGUGCGCUACUCCCGGAUCUGGCCAACUUCAAACAUGGCGACCUGUCAGACAUGGGAGAGAACGGCAUCGGCCUGUCGGGUGGCCAGAGAGCGCGUGUUGCUUUGGCCCGCGCGGUAUACAGCCAGUCUCGCGUGCUCCUUCUGGAUGAUCCCCUCGCCGCGCUGGAUCACAACACCGCCGAAUCCAUCGUGAAGAAGCUCCUGCAGGGUCCGUUGGUGGAAGGCCGUACCGUGGUCCUCGUCACUCACAGAGUUGAUCUUUGCCUCCACUUGGCUGGCCAGAUGGUGGAAAUUGCCGACGGCACUGCCCGCGUCUUGAACUCGAAAGAGGCAGCAGCGGAAGUAGCCAAAUUCCUCUCCGAAGACGACGACACGGCAGCACACCACGACGAGCCCGAGCAAACACUCGAGGAGCAGCAAGACGCCGCCGUGCCGUCCAAGUUCAUCGAGGAGGAGUAUCGUGCUCACGGAGGCGUAAUGCUGUCGGUUUAUUGGACCUACAUCAAAGCCGGCAAGCUCAAGUGGUGGACUGUUCUCCUCCUGGUCUUUGGCCUGUUCAGAUUGGGCAGCCUGCUCAACUACUGGUUCCUCAAAGCCUGGGGCGAGGCUUACAAACAUAAGACGUCAACACAAGAAGCAUCGAGCGGCGUAGACUUCUCGAAUCUCUUUGGGGGGCUCCCGGAUCCAGACACCGAUCUUCGUCCUUGGUUGUGGGUCUAUCUAGCAAUUGCUGUUGCUCAGGCUACCAUCUACACAUUGUCGGAAGGCCUUACCCUGCUCAUGAUCAUCACGGCGGCGAGGGACCUGUUCAAGAGGGUCAUCACCAAAGUCAGCAAAGCAACCUUUCGGUUCUACGACGUCACCCCCGUGGGACGCUUGAUGAACCGCCUUGUCUCCGACGUCGGCAUGAUCGAUGGAGGCAUCAUGCGGCCGUUGCGCGAGGUUGCCGCCCAGUCCAUCACCUGGUUCUCCAGCAUGGUUGUCAUCGCCUCUGUCACGCCUCUGUUCCUCGUCUUCUCCGUCGGCAUGACCCUGUGGUUCGUCUACAUUUUCAUGCGCUUUUUGCCCACCUCUCAAAGCUUGCGGAGACUGGAGAUGGUGUCGCUGAGCCCGCUCAUGUCCAACUUUGGUAUCUUGCUCGAUGGAUUGGCCACCAUUCGCGCGUUCAAGGCGCAGCACCACUUCCAAAACAUGAACAUCGUCGUCACCGAUGCCUUCCAGAAGAUGGACCACUUCUACUGGAGCCUCCAAGCCUGGCUCAUGUACAGGUUCGACGCGCUGUCGGCCAUUUCCACCUUUGCUCUCACGCUGCUCGCGCUCUACAAGGGUCUAUCGCCUGGCCUGACUGCUUUCGUCUUGACCACCGCUUCGGCCUUCGUCGAGGCGACCCAUAACCUCUGCAAGCAGUAUGGCACCCUGCAGAUGGAUUUCGUCUCUGUCGAGCGCGUGAUUGAGCUUCUAGACAUCCCCGAGGAACCUUGUGGCGAGCUCACACCCCCCGUCAACUGGCCUCACCACUCGGACGAUGUCACAUUUGACAAUGUCACGCUCAAGUACGCACCUCACCUUGAGCCAUCCGUAUCGGAAGCCUCGUUCACUAUUCCUGGCGGUUCGACCUGCGCGGUCUUGGGCAGGACAGGGUCUGGUAAGUCCACGCUUGCCCUCGCCCUCCUCGCAACGAUCCAUCCUUCCGAGGGGUCUAUUCGCAUCGGCAGCUACAGGCUAUCCGACGUGGAUGUUCAUGUGUGGCGACAGCGCGUGAGCUUCGUCGCGCAGGAUCCGGUGCUGUUUCCCGGAACCUUGCGGGACAACCUGGACCCGUUGCACCAGUACACCGACACCGAGUGCGUCGUCGUCUUGCACCGUGUGCUGGGCACCGGCUGGGACCUUUACUCACGCGUCGAAGGCGGCGGGAAGAAUCUGAGCCAGGGACAACGCCAACUGGUCGGCAUCGGUCGGGCUGUCCUGAGAAGGAGCCCGAUUGUGGUGCUGGACGAGGCCACUGCCUCGAUUGACAAGGAGACGGCUGCGAGGGUGCAGGAGGUCUUGAGAAAUGAGUUGACUACGAGCACCGUCAUCACGAUUGCCCACCGGCUGGAGGCUGUCCAGGACGCCAACUACUUCAUCCGUCUGGACAAGGGAAUGGUAAUUGAGCAUGGCCCAACGCGAGGACUGAACCGGUAGUGUAGAGUAGAGCUGCGUCAACACACCUUGGAUAAUGUUGUUCUUUGCUCCGUUGAAACCAAGGCCAGUCAUUUUCUGUUUGGCAGUAAUCAAACAUCAGAUUUGGCGUCGAU
This is a messenger RNA of Colletotrichum destructivum, 5060 nucleotides long. Its product is annotated as Putative AAA+ ATPase domain, ABC transporter type 1, transmembrane domain-containing protein. The transcript has a single exon. The record is from RefSeq and is a predicted model, not a curated record. NCBI's taxonomy places the organism in Eukaryota, Fungi, Ascomycota, Sordariomycetes, Glomerellales, Glomerellaceae. Gene Ontology annotation, cellular component: membrane. The coding region runs from base 406 to 4947 and encodes 1513 amino acids. Gene Ontology annotation, biological process: transmembrane transport. Gene Ontology annotation, molecular function: ABC-type transporter activity; ATP binding; ATP hydrolysis activity.